Molecule: messenger RNA, 4974 nt
Organism: Echinops telfairi (small Madagascar hedgehog)
Lineage: Eukaryota; Metazoa; Chordata; Mammalia; Afrosoricida; Tenrecidae
Gene: STK4
Product: serine/threonine kinase 4
Exons: 11
Coding region: 45-1508 (487 amino acids)
Biological process (GO): intracellular signal transduction; regulation of MAPK cascade; protein tetramerization
Cellular component (GO): cytoplasm
Molecular function (GO): protein serine/threonine kinase activity; ATP binding
Source: RefSeq, a predicted model, not a curated record
GAGGAUGGAGCAGUGAGCGGGUUCGGGCCGCUGCCGGCAGCGCCAUGGAGACGGUACAGCUGAGGAACCCGCCGCGCCGGCAGCUGAAGAAGUUGGAUGAAGAUAGUUUAACGAAACAACCAGAAGAAGUGUUUGAUGUCUUAGAGAAACUUGGAGAAGGGUCCUAUGGCAGCGUGUACAAAGCUAUUCAUAAAGAGACGGGUCAGAUUGUUGCUAUUAAGCAAGUUCCAGUGGAAUCGGAUCUGCAGGAGAUAAUCAAGGAAAUCUCAAUAAUGCAGCAAUGUGACAGCCCUCACGUAGUCAAAUAUUAUGGCAGCUAUUUUAAGAACACAGACUUGUGGAUUGUUAUGGAGUACUGUGGGGCUGGCUCUGUGUCUGAUAUCAUUCGAUUGCGAAAUAAAACGUUAACAGAAGAUGAAAUAGCAACAAUAUUACAAUCAACCCUCAAAGGAUUGGAAUACCUUCAUUUUAUGAGAAAAAUACACCGAGAUAUCAAGGCAGGAAAUAUCUUGCUAAAUACAGAGGGGCAUGCAAAACUUGCAGACUUUGGAGUAGCAGGCCAACUUACAGACACGAUGGCUAAGAGAAAUACUGUGAUUGGGACACCCUUUUGGAUGGCCCCAGAAGUCAUUCAGGAAAUUGGGUACAACUGUGUGGCAGACAUCUGGUCGCUGGGAAUAACUGCCAUAGAGAUGGCUGAAGGGAAGCCCCCAUAUGCGGAUAUCCACCCCAUGAGGGCAAUCUUCAUGAUUCCUACCAACCCUCCCCCUACAUUCCGAAAGCCAGAGCUGUGGUCAGAUAACUUCAUGGAUUUUGUGAAGCAGUGUCUUGUGAAGAGCCCUGACCAGAGAGCUACAGCCACUCAGUUGCUGCAGCACCCAUUUGUCAAGAGUGCCAAAGGAGUGUCGAUCUUGCGGGACCUGAUUAAUGAAGCCAUGGACGUGAAGCUGAAGCGCCAGGAAGCCCAGCAGCGGGAGGUGGACCAGGAGGAUGAAGAGAACUCAGAGGAGGAUGAGAUGGAUUCUGGCACGAUGGUUCGAGCAGUGGGCGAUGACAUGGGCACGGUCCGAGUCGCCAGCACCUUGAGUGACGGAGCCAAUACUAUGAUUGAGCACGAGGACACGUUGCCGUCACAACUGGGCACCAUGGUGAUCAACGCAGAGGAUGAGGAAGAGGAAGGCACUAUGAAAAGAAGAGACGAGACCAUGCAGCCUGCAAAGCCAUCUUUCCUUGAGUACUUCGAGCAAAAAGAAAAGGAGCACCAGGCCAACAGCAUUGGCAAGAGCACGCCGGGCCCACUGAGAAACUCUUCAGACUGGAAGGUGCCGCAGGAUGGAGACUAUGAGUUCUUGAAGACGUGGACAGUGGAAGACCUUCAGAAGAGGCUCUUGGCCCUUGACCCCAUGAUGGAGCAGGAGAUCGAAGAGAUCCGACAGAAGUACCAGUCCAAACGGCAGCCCAUCCUGGAUGCCAUUGAGGCCAAGAAGCGGCGGCAGCAGAACUUCUGAGCUGGGCCAGGCCCAGGGCUCCUGGACAGCUGUGCUUGCUCGCCGUCACCUCUCCACGGCCCCCCGUGCAAACUCAGGAAUGAGUGCCAGAGGCAAGGGCUGCCUUGUAGGUCAGCGGGCCAGCAGGCGUGACCCUGGCGCUUACUCACUCUGCAUUGUGAAGCCCCGGAUCAGACUCCCUAGUUGACUGAUUGCUGGGAAAACCUUACGUGGUCUUUCUGUGUAUCCUCUCUCAAUAGCUUUCAGCGGUUCUUCCUGGGAAACUUUUUAAAGACAUAUAAAUAUGCAUAUAUAUAUAUAUAAGUUAUAAGUGGGUUCCCACUCGACGCGGUGGCGUCUCUGUACAGGUACAGUUUAAAGCUUCUUCUCUGUAUGAUUACGGUACUGUGGACUGCAAGGGCAGAAGGCUGGGCUCCUGGGAGCUGUCUGACCCCCUUGCAGGGCUGCAUUUCAACGUGAAGCUUGAGCCACUUUCAGCCUCGUGCGAGCUCCCGGGGCAGCCUGGCACCUGCUCGCAAUUGGGCCGUUCCUGCUCUCCCAGCUGCCCAGAGUCCCAGCACAGACCCUGCUCAGUGCCUUAAGAGAAGAUGCGACCCAGGGAGGGCGCCGUCCGCCCGGGGCUCUCGGCAGACACGGGACUGUGGCAGGCUGCACGGGGGAAAGGGUUUCCGAAGCUCAUUGUCCGCGCUGUGUGCUGCCCUCUCUCUACGGAGGGGCAGAGGGCCUUCUGUGCUUUUGCUGUCCAUACUCAAAGAUGUGGCUGUUGUCUUUCUCAGUUAACUGCUGAGGGGGUCUGAAAACCAUAGAUGAGAAUUGGGCCUCUCCAGAAGGAGAUCGACCCAGACAUAAAUAAAUGGCAAAGCUGGAAGGGCCCCACUCCUGCUGUCGAGAUGGGGCAGCUGGGCCGGACGCAGGUGAUGGGGCACCAAGCACAAAGCAGGUUAGGAGCGUGGGGGCUAGGGCUUGGUUGCCUCCCUCAAGGCCCCUGUGCCAAGCAGCCUCUUCUCCCCAGGAAGAGACGUGCCCAGGGGGCCCUGCUCCCUAAGUGGGUGACCCAGUGGGCAGAGGUUCCCAAGGGGCACCAGCUGGUUCCAUUUCAGCAAACCUGUGAGGCCUGCAGGGAGCGCUAGAGCCGGCCGCUGGGGAGAGGCUUUACUCAGACACCACAGGCCUCCUGCAGCGCUGGCUCAGGGCCACGUGGGUUUGGUCACCAGCAAGGAGGACACAGCUGAGAAAGGAGUGUCUUGUUAGAAAGCUUACUUGUUUUCCGCUGUCUCUCCCUCAGCUAGGGCAGCCAGGCCUGGCUUGCACCUUGGCGACCUGUAAUUUAACUUUAUAAUUAGCUUUGCACCCCAGACUUGGGAAUCGAUAGAAAGGGUGGGGUGGCCCUCUUCUGUGGCCAGAUGCUCUUCUUCGCCUUUAAAUGAGAUUUUAAAAACUGCAAGAGACGGUGUGGUUCGUCUUCAGGACAUGGCCAGUGAGGCAGCGGUGUGGCGGCUGCAGAGGUGAGAGGACGGCUCGGGAGCCGCUGGGGUACGAGGAGUACCCCGGUUUCAAAGAAGACAGACUCUUCUCCCAGCCAGCGCAGCUAGUAAAAUCAGGAUUCACAGCAUCGCCACGUGGGACCAAUUUGUAGAGAGCAGAGGUGAGUCACAAGUCUUGAACAUAAAAAGUGACCACUUUUUCCUAUAAACUCCAUAACUCUUGCUGGUGUUUCUGGGCUCAGAAACUGUUGGUUUAGCUGUCAAGUCUGAUAGUCAGUUGGAAAUGCCAGAGCAUCAGAUGCGCUCCCCACCGCCUCACGCUGUCUGCUGUGCUAACCCACCGCCCUGCCUCUGCCUCUGUUUUCAGACAAAGGGCUCGCACCAGGCUGGGCAGGGGGGAAAGUCCAUGUCUCCCUCUCUGGGCCAGACCUCUGCAAGAGAAGGCUCACUCCCCCCAUAAAUGUCCUGGGGUCAUGAACCGGGGCCUACGGUGGGUUUUGUUUCAAACCCGUGUGCGCCCACAUGCUGGUCCCACAAAAUACGUUCCAUUCACCACUCUGGCUAGAUGGGACCCUUUGGACAGAAGCCCCUGUGGAAUCAGAUACAUUUUCCUGACAAGACGCGUUUGUUUCUGGUGGAGGGAAGGCAGCGGAGCAAAUGUUCGCCCUUUCCCCUAGAAUAUGAAGUUCCGGGUAGAUCUGCUGCUUUAAUGGACCCAAGUGCCCGUCGUCGCGUGGGCACUGUGGUCCACGCCUCCAUCGAGCUCUGAGCCCCUCACCGGUCUUGUGCUUCAAAGAAACAAUAGCUCCCACCUAUUGUGUCUUUAAAAAUAUUUCAGAUUCUCUUAAGAAUAUCAUAAUUGACUCCCUGUCUGCCUCCCUCCUAGGUCCCUUCCUCCAUCAACAAUUGGGAGGGUGAGUGUUUCACUUGAUGGGUGGAGGGAGGGAACUUGGAUGUAUGAAUGAAUGGGUGGAUAGAUGGACAGGUGGGUGGAUGGAUGGAUUAGGUUAGAUAGGUAGAUUAAACUCAGCCAAUAAUCUGAAGCCUUGACUCCUUGAGGGUAUAGACUCUGUCUGAUCCAGGAACCAUUUAGUACCUACCAGGUGCCAGAAAUGUAUUUUAUCAUGUAAAACUCAGUAACACUUAACCAUAUCAGAACGAGAGGGUAACAUCACUAUGUAGAUCCUAUAGCUAUUGAAAGGAUGCGAACAGGAUAUUUUGAACAACUUCAUAUUAAUGUGUUCAACAACUUAAGUGAAAUGGACAAACUCCUUGGAAGAUACAAACUACCAAACCUCAUCCAAGAAGAAUUAGGAAAUCCGUGUAGCCCUGCACCUAUUAGACCUCAGCCCUGGGAGCUUUGUCCUCAGCUCUGUCUUCAUUCUGCAGAGGUGGAGUCUGUGGCUCAAGGUCAUGUAGCGAGGAUAUGGCAGAGCUAGGAUGCAAAUCCAGUGCCCUUUGUAGCAUACCGUGUUGCCUCUAAAGAUUGCAGCUCCUCCUUAACUGGGAAAUUGUUCUCGCCUCGAUCAUGCUCCCCCACCCCGUCCUUUCUUAAGCACGAUGUUUGUGUCCACUGGGGCUCUGCUCACAGUCUCUGGAUUCCACAUUCUUGUGUGUGUUUGCAAAAACAUAUCUUCUACCAGCUUGCUCUCGGACCAACUUGGGGAAAAACAAAAGAGGUUUUAUAAAUACUGUUUGCUGAUGUACAGUCUAAAAAUGUGAAGUUUGUAGCUUUAACUUUUGCAACAAAAACUAAUGACACUGGCUUGGAUGCGACUUGAAAUGUGAUCGUGUAAGGUUUGGAUGUACAUAAUCGAUGGAGAUCCGCAGUUUGUAUAUGUAUGAGACAUAGCUUCCUCCACGGCCCCCGUGUUUCUGUGAGAUGCUUCCUAUGUGCCUUUUUGUUAGAGUUGCAUUUCUCCCUCCUCUCUUUGUCCUGUACUGUGUCACCCUGUUUUCAAUAAACUGCCCUUUGGAAUACA